UUGUCUCUGACUAGAUUUCUUUAUUCAAAAAGAGCUUCAUUUUCAUUUUUAUCAUCUACUGCUUUUUGUUUUCUCUGUUGCACAAUUUUCUAAUAGUUAUGUCUCAUAUGACACAAAUGUAUGUAUGUAACCCCAUUUUCUGACCCACUCACUCACUCAAACAUCACAAGUUUCUUGUCUGAAAGAAUCCAAUAAACAACAUAUCUUCAAGGUGUCAGUCAGUCACUCUCCUUCACAAAACGAACUAUCAAAACACAUUCGUUCAAAUCUAAAGAAAACCAGUACUUCUCACUGAAUUACCAUGGAAAGAUUCAAGAAACCCAAAUCAUUUUCUUUGUACCUGUUCUUCACUUUCCUGUUGGUUUCUCAUUCCUAUGUUUUUGCAGCUCAGCAACCCAUAAAAACUAUUGUUGUACUUGUACUGGAGAAUAGAUCUUUUGAUCAUAUGUUAGGAUGGAUGAAGAAUUCCAUCAACCCAUCAAUUAAUGGAGUGACAGGGAGAGAAUGUAAUCCAAUUUCGACGAAAACCACCGAUACUUCGACGAUAUGUUUCAGUAAUGGUGCAGAAUAUGUAGACCCAGAUCCUGGUCAUUCAUUUGAAGCUGUUGAGCAUCAAGUUUUUGGUUCAAGUCAAAUCCCAACAAUGACUGGUUUUGUUGAACAAGCACUAACCAUGCCUGCUUCUAAUCUGUCAGAAACAGUAAUGAAAGGGUUCAGACCAGAAUCUGUUCCGGUAUUCGCUUCACUGGUACGUGAAUUCGCAGUUUUUGAUCGUUGGUUCUCGUCUAUUCCAGGACCAACACAGCCGAAUAGAUUGUUUGUUUACUCUGCAACUUCUCAUGGCGCAACAAGUCAUGUGAAGAGUCAGUUAGCAAAGGGGUUCCCACAGAAAACAAUCUUUGACUCAUUACAUGAAAACGGAAAGGAUUUUGGAAUUUACUUUCAAAACAUUCCGAAUACACUGUUCUAUAGGAAUUUGAGGAAAUUGAAGUACAUUUUUAAAUUUCAUCAGUUUGAGUUGAAGUUCAAGAAACAUGCAAGACAAGGGAAACUGCCUAGUUUAACUGUGAUUGAACCAAGAUACUUUGAUCUUAAAGGAAUACCUGCAAACGAUGACCAUCCUUCUCAUGAUGUUGCGCAUGGACAAAAGCUUGUGAAAGAAGUCUACGAGGCAUUGAGAUCAAGUCCUCAAUGGAAUGAAACUCUAUUGGUUAUCACUUAUGAUGAACAUGGAGGGUUCUAUGACCAUGUUACUACUCCAUAUGUGAAUGUUCCUAAUCCAGAUGGAAAUAUAGGUCCUGCGCCUUACUUCUUCAAGUUUGAUCGGUUAGGAGUUCGUGUACCGACAAUCAUGGUGUCUCCUUGGAUCAAGAAAGGAACCGUGAUCAGUGCACCAAAUGGACCAACACCAGACUCAGAGUUUGAGCACUCAUCCAUACCUGCCACAAUAAAGAAGAUGUUCAACCUUUCAUCCAACUUCUUGACUAACAGAGAUGCAUGGGCUGGGACAUUCGAGGAGGUCGUUGGAGAGCUAACAUCACCUAGAACUGAUUGUCCAGAGGUACUUCCAGAUGUGGCUCCUCUGAGGAGCACAGAAGCAAAUGAAGAUAGAGAAUUAUCUGGGUUUCAGAGUGAGGUAGUACAGCUGGCGGCUGUUCUCAACGGCGACCACUUAUUGAGCAGCUUCCCAGAUGAGAUAAGCAACAAGAUGAACGUAAAGGAAGCUCACACUUACGUGAACGAAGCUGUUUCGAGAUUCAUCAGAGCUAGUAAAGAGGCAAUAAAGUUGGGUGCAGAGGAGUCUGCUGUUGCAGACAUGAGGUCUUCUCUCACAACCAGACCCACCACCAUAAGUCAUCCCUGAUUAAACAUUAACACUCAAGAUCACACACUUCUGAAAGAAAGUAAAGUGUCCGCGAAAUGAUUUAUAGUUUUUAUUAGUUGAGUUUCUUACAUAUAGUGUUUCAUAUUAUACAAAUCCUUAGCAAGGCAAUGACAAUAGAGUAUUGUACUCAAGAACUUAUGAAUGAGAAAAUACAAUGAACUGGAACAAUCUUUCUUUGGGUAACCUGU
Papaver somniferum (opium poppy) is the source of this 2073-nucleotide messenger RNA. Its product is annotated as non-specific phospholipase C6-like. Gene Ontology annotation, molecular function: hydrolase activity, acting on ester bonds. Gene Ontology annotation, biological process: phospholipid catabolic process. Lineage: Eukaryota; Viridiplantae; Streptophyta; Magnoliopsida; Ranunculales; Papaveraceae. Bases 302 to 1864 code for a protein of 520 amino acids. The transcript has 3 exons. The record is from RefSeq and is a predicted model, not a curated record.